This is a messenger RNA of Vombatus ursinus (common wombat), 1184 nucleotides long. It is a transcript of the gene MCHR1, whose product is annotated as melanin concentrating hormone receptor 1. The record is from RefSeq and is a predicted model, not a curated record. The transcript is spliced from 2 exons. Bases 1 to 1062 code for a protein of 353 amino acids. Gene Ontology annotation, cellular component: membrane; neuron projection. Lineage: Eukaryota; Metazoa; Chordata; Mammalia; Diprotodontia; Vombatidae. Gene Ontology annotation, molecular function: melanin-concentrating hormone receptor activity; neuropeptide binding. Gene Ontology annotation, biological process: neuropeptide signaling pathway.
AUGGACCUGUCCACAGCCCUGCUGCCCCUCGCCGCCAAUGACAGCAACACCUCAGAGCCUGGAGGAGGCAACCUCACUUCUGGCUUUUCACCACCACGCCUGUGGCGAGUAUCCUAUGUCAACAUCAUCAUGCCUUCUGUGUUUGGCAUCAUCUGCUUGCUGGGGAUCGUGGGGAACUCGAUGGUUAUCUUCACCGUGGUGAAGAAGUCCAAAUUCCACGGGUGCAACAAUGUCCCCGACAUCUUCAUCAUCAACCUCUCCGUGGUCGACCUGCUCUUUCUCCUGGGCAUGCCCUUCAUGAUCCAUCAGCUCAUGGGCAACGGAGUCUGGCAUUUUGGGGAAACCAUGUGCACACUCAUCACGGCCAUGGAUGCCAACAGCCAGUUCACCAGCACCUAUAUCCUCACGGCAAUGGCCAUUGAUCGCUACCUGGCCACAGUCCACCCCAUCUCCUCGACCAAGUUCAGGAAGCCCUCUGUGGCCUCCCUGGUGAUUGGCCUCCUCUGGGCACUCUCCUUCAUCAGCAUCACCCCAGUGUGGCUCUACGCCAGACUUAUCCCCUUCCCUGGAGACACUGUUGGCUGCGGCAUUCGCCUGCCCAACCCAGAGACUGACCUGUACUGGUUUACCCUGUACCAAUUCUUUCUGGCCUUUGCUCUGCCCUUCGUGGUCAUCACAGUGGCCUACGCACGGAUCCUCCAGCGGAUGACGUCUUCAGUGGCCCCAGCUUCUCAGCGCAGCAUCCGGCUCAGGACCAAGAGGGUGACACGCACAGCCAUUGCCAUCUGCCUGGUCUUCUUUGUCUGCUGGGCACCCUACUAUGUGCUGCAGCUGACCCAGCUCUCCAUCAGUCGCCCCACCCUGGCCUUCAUUUACCUCUACAAUGCGGCCAUCAGCCUGGGCUACGCCAACAGUUGCCUCAACCCCUUUGUCUACAUCGUGCUCUGUGAGACCUUCCGCAAACGUCUGGUGCUCUCGGUCAAACCGGCUGCCGUGGGGCAGCUCCGGACGGUCAGCACUGCCCCCACUAUGGAGGAGAUGACCGAAACCAAAAGUGCCUGACACUCCCUCCAUACUCCAGGCACUGCCAACAAACACAGCCAAGACAAGACCAGUUAAUGGGGGGCUGGGGGGAGGAUUAUGGACAUAAGACCCAGAUAAAACUGGGUUCAGGUGAUGCUGAG